This is a messenger RNA of Cavia porcellus (domestic guinea pig), 1622 nucleotides long. It is a transcript of the gene Ak8, whose product is annotated as adenylate kinase 8. The transcript has 13 exons. Gene Ontology annotation, molecular function: AMP kinase activity; ATP binding; nucleoside diphosphate kinase activity. Gene Ontology annotation, cellular component: cytoplasm. NCBI's taxonomy places the organism in Eukaryota, Metazoa, Chordata, Mammalia, Rodentia, Caviidae. The coding region runs from base 78 to 1517 and encodes 479 amino acids. The record is from RefSeq and is a predicted model, not a curated record. Gene Ontology annotation, biological process: nucleobase-containing compound metabolic process.
GCCAGGUCGCACCCUGAUGACGCGCCUGCGAGGCACCUUAGCAACGCGGUUGCUUAGAUGCGGGGAAGGUCUGCAACAUGGAUGCGACCUCGGCUCCUCACCGCAUCCCCGCAGAGAUGCCCCAGUACGGGGAGGCGAACAACAUUUUCGACUUGAUGCAGAGCAUGCUGGAGCAGCUCCUGAUCCACCAGCCCGAGGAUCCCAUCCCUUUCAUGAUCGAGCACUUGCAUCGGGACAACGAUCAUGUGCCGAAGAUCAUAAUAUUAGGUCCGCCCGCCUCGGGGAAGACAACUAUCGCCAUGUGGCUUUGUAAACACCUGAACACGAACCUCCUCACCAAGGGGAGCCUAAUAAGAAAAGAAUCCUCCUCUUUGGCUACGGAAGCCCAAAAGCUUUACCAGAGAUUCAAGAAAGUCCCUGACAUGCUGCUCAUCCAGCUGGUUCAGGAGCGCCUGAGCGAAGUGGACUGCGUCAGGAAGGGCUGGAUCCUGGACGGCAUUCCUGAGACUCGGGAGCAGGUGCUGAUGAUGCAGACCCUGGGGCUCGCCCCCAAGCACGUCAUCAUCCUGAAUGCGCCGGACUCCGUCCUGAUUGAGAGAAACCUGGGGAAGAGGAUCGACCCUGUAACCAGAGAGAUCUACCAUACCACCUUCGACUGGCCACAAGAGUCCGAAGUCCAGAACCGGCUGGUUCAGCCAGAGGGCAUCUCAGAGAUGGAGACAGCUCAGAAACUGCUGGAAUAUCACAGGAGCAUCAUCCGCGUCCUUCCCGCCUACUCCAAAGUCCUGAAAGCCAUCAGUGCUGACCAGCCCUGCGUGGAUGUCUUCUACCAGGCUCUGACCCACGUGCAGACCAGCCAUCGAUCCAACGCCCCGUUCACCCCGAGGGUGGUGCUCUUCGGGCCCAUGGGCAGCGGCAAGCGCCUGCAGGCGGCCCUGCUGGCCCAGAAAUACGGCCUUGUCCACGUCUGCUUCGGGCAACUGCUGAAAGAGACGGUGCAAGGCCAGUCGAGGCUGGGAGAGCUCAUCCAGUCCUUCUUUGAAAAGGAGAUGCCAGUCCCUGACAACAUCGUCAUGAAGGUGCUGAAGCAGCGCCUCAGCCAGCCGGACUGCCUGCAGAGAGGCUGGGUGCUGCACGGCUUCCCUCGAGACCUGGACCAGGCCCAAAUGCUGGCCAGCAUGGGCUACAGCCCCAACAGGGUAUUUUUCCUGAACGUGCCCCUGGACUCCAUCCUUGAGCGUCUGACUCUGAGAAGGGUGGACCCGGUCACAGGAGAAAGGUACCACCUCAUGUACAAGCCACCCCCCACCCUGGAGAUCCAGGCCCGCCUCCUGCAGAACCCCAAGGAUUCCGAAGAGUGGGUGAAGCUGAAGACGGACCUGUUCUACAGGAACUCCGUGGAGCUGGAGCAGUUCUACAAACAGGCCAUCACCCUCAACGGGGACCAGGACCCCUACACGGUCUUCGAGUAUCUGGAGAGCGGGAUCAUCAACCCCCUGCCCAAGAAAGUGCUCUGACGGGUCAAGGAUCUCUCGAGCCCCGAAGAAAAGUGCUCACUAUCCACCUCCCCACCCCCAGCCUUCCAGAGCCCGCUCCGAGCCAAUAAAGAGUCCUGGCUACUG